GUAUGAGAUCCUUUAUGUGUCUCUUAGAGCAAUGCAUCCAGUUGUUCUAUAUGCAGACCUCACUCUGUGCUUGGCGUUGGUGGUCUGUGCACAGAGUCCAUCAUGCCCGUCUCUGUGCACCUGUGUGCUCCAUGAUCGCAGUAACUCCAAAGGACUCAGAACUGUGCUCUGUAAGAACCCAGCCUUGACUGCCAUUCCAAUUGAUUUGCCAUCUGAUACUGUCAAAUUUCGCCUAGAGCGCACCUCUGUUUCCAGGAUCUUUAGAGGCGCUUUCUCUGCAAUGCCAGAACUGCUUUAUUUGUGGCUUACAUACAACUCCAUUACCGUUCUACAUCCAAGGAGUUUUACAAACCUGUCUUCCCUUCAUGAGUUACGAUUGGACGGGAACCUUUUGUCCACCUUCCCCUGGGAGGGACUCAGAGAUGUGCCCCGCCUCCGAACACUUGGACUUCACAAUAACCGCCUGGCACGAAUCCCACCCCUGGCUGCGCGUUACCUUGGCAAUGUGACUUAUCUGGACCUCUCGAGCAACAGGCUAAGCACCCUUCCCAAUGAUCUGAUUGCUCUCUGGCCGCUCAGUGACGCCACUCAAAGCCAGCGCUCAGUGGUUCUAGGUCUUCAGGACAACCCCUGGGUGUGCGACUGUAGGCUUUCCACCUUGCUUGACAUUAGUAAAGCCCCGGAAUCCUCUCUGGUCCUGUUGGAUCGGUUCCUGACCUGUAGUGGACCGCCAGAUCUCGCUGGAGUUCCCUUUCAGAGUGUGGAGCUCACUCGCUGCCGCAGGCCCUACGCGGUGACCUCUGCCACAAAGAUCACAGCUUUACUGGGUAGCAAUGUUCUACUUCGCUGUGAUGCAACAGGACACCCGACUCCAACAAUUAUGUGGAUAAAAUCUGCCAGACCCGACCUUUACAACCAAGAUGUACAUGAGUCUCCACGUGUGGGAAUCCGUUGGUCGGCGGUCAGUCUUAAUGGAAUAUCCUAUAGAGAUGCAGGGGAGUACCGAUGCAGAGCACAAAACAUGGCAGGGAUAUCCGAGGCCAUUGUCAGUCUGAAUGUGGUCGGGAUAAUGGGGGAAUAUGCAAACUCCAAAAACUCUGGUCGACAGCAAACAGUUGCGAAAUCAGACUAUUCACAGAAGAAACCCAAACAGAAAUCCAAGGCGAUACCUUCUUUGUUACCUCGAAACAUGACUGGAAAGCCCUCCCUUCCAAAGAGAGUCAUAAAAAUCCCCAAAGCCAGCAGAGACAAAAUGAAAAGGGACAGGACAGCUGUACAGAACCUGCCACAGAAACACUUUUUGAUUCCUUCUGAAAAUCCACUUCACAAAAAACAAACACCUCAUGUCUCCAUGUCAAUUCUCACCUGACACAUUUAAAUGUGUACUUUCAGGAGGUUUCU
Rhinichthys klamathensis goyatoka is the source of this 1401-nucleotide messenger RNA. RefSeq names its product leucine-rich repeat, immunoglobulin-like and transmembrane domains 3b (gene lrit3b). Bases 32 to 1369 code for a protein of 445 amino acids. The transcript is spliced from 4 exons. Gene Ontology annotation, molecular function: protein binding. The record is from RefSeq and is a predicted model, not a curated record. Lineage: Eukaryota; Metazoa; Chordata; Actinopteri; Cypriniformes; Leuciscidae.